Cuscuta europaea is the source of this 5925-nucleotide messenger RNA. NCBI's taxonomy places the organism in Eukaryota, Viridiplantae, Streptophyta, Magnoliopsida, Solanales, Convolvulaceae. The record is from the annotation of a GenBank genome assembly.
GCACUUAUAUACGACUAUAUAUAGAUAUAUUUUCAUGUCCAUACACAUUAUUUCCCAACACAUAUAUGGACUAGAAACUAAAUCUGAGCGGAUUCGUCUCGCCGUUUAAAAUUGAACACAGAAUUGAUGAAAGGAACUAAGAACCAUUAAACCCUAGAGUUAGAAGCUUUUUCAUUGUUUUUCGACGAUGGAGUAAUAUAUUCAACAUGCGCUAUGAUUGAGUAACAUAUUCAAAGUAUGCAUCGUUGUAUUUUUUCUGUUGAAAUUAUUAUUAGGACUAUUAUUUCUGGGAAAUACUCCUUGACAUUAUAAUCAUGUCGAAGCUAAUGGAGGAGGACGGGGAGAAGAAGGGAACAUGGAGUACGUGGGAAGAGCUGUUAUUGGCGUUUGCUGUGAAGCGACACGGGCUCAAGGACUGGGACUCCGUCGCCAUGGAGCUUCGCUCUCGGAGCUCAUUACCGGACCUACUCACGGCCCAGGUUUGCGAAGAUAAGUACAGAGGCCUCCAUCGCCGCUUCAUGAACAGCGACGAUUUGGCUGUGUAUAAGGAUUCCGGCGGGGACAUCAACGCCGCUGCCACCGCCGUUGAUAUUCCGUGGCUGGAGAACUUGAGACAGCUCCGUGUUUUAGAGCUGAAACAAGAGGUCCAACGCUACGAUAUAUCGAUCCAGUAAAUCUAUCGCUCUGUUAUUAUCAUUUUUGAAGCAGAAAUGGUGCGCUAUUUUUCGUAUGUUUACGGAUCUGAUAAGAGUUUUGAUCUCUGUUUUAAACAGGACGCUGCAACAGACAGUGAAGCGGAUGGAGGAAGAAAGAGACCACAGCAAGGACACCAGAAACGAUGCCGUGGAACCAGAUCUGGAAGAGGAUAGAAACGAAACGAGAUCGGAAAACGUAGAGAUGAGCGGCGGCGAUAUGGAGACCCCGGCGAAAGCGUCCGGGAGAUCUGUUUCAGUUGCGGAGUCCGAGCACGAGAAUCGGUCGUUCAACGAGUCAAAUUCAACUGAGAAAUGGGAAGCGGAAGAGAAAAUUGAACCGGAGCCGAACGAGGGAGGAGUGGUUAAACCGGAUCCAGAAACCAAACCGGUCGUGAAUGAGGAUUCCUGCAAUGCUAGUUCCAAUAGGUGUGAGGAGUCGAACCGGACUGAGGAUGGGAAAUCUGAAAUUGACUUGGCGGAAGGGGGCCGCGACGCUUUAGGCGCGUCGAAGGAGAGCAGCGACGUUCAAAGCACCGCAACUUUGACUAAGAAGCGGCGGAAACGAAGCGACGCCCUCGGCGGCGGAGGACGAGAGGGUGGAAAUGUGACGGAGGCGGCGGUUUUGUCUUCCGACACGGAAACAAAACGGGAGAGUGCGGUAAAAUCCGAACCGUUUGAUGGGUUGUUAGAUACGAUAAGAUCGCGUAAAAAUGCAUCAAUGUUCGAACGCCGGCUCGAUAGUCAGGUAAUGUUCAUCCGCAUUUUUUAUUUCAUUGAUUAAAAAAGUAUGGUUUGCCAAAACCUACUGCCCAUUUUGACCGUUACAGCCACUCAAAAUACUCCGUACCAAAUAAGAAAUGAAAGCCCAAAAAUAUAGCAAAAAUAACACCCUCAAUCGUGAAUGUAAUUUUUUACGAAAACCGUGUGUAUUUACGUAUUCACUAUUUUCAAAAUUUUUAAAGUUAUCACUCCUCUUUUUAAAAUAUUACUCCGUACUGUACUAUACCGUCUAUAUUAUUUUUAUUUUAUUUUAUGUAUAUAAAACUUCAACAGCACGCCCUCACAAAUUAGGUUUUAUACAGGUAAUGAGAGGCUAAUAAAUAAUUUGAAUGUUGUUGAACAUAAUUAGAGUAUAUGAAAUUAUCAAAUUUUGUAUACACUUCUCACCAAAAGUAUGACUUUAAUUUCAAUUGUAGGUUGGUAGUUUUUCCCUGACGAAGAUUCUGUCUACCAUAAUGAGAUUAUUAGAGGACAACAAAUAUCAUCUUAUUAACCGUUCCGCUAGAAGAUUUCCAUGAACGGUUUACGAUGCUUUACUGACGAUAAAGCAACUUAAUCCUUGCUCAACCUCUGAUUAUUUUUAGUAAAUAAAACUAACAUAUUCAGAAAUUACAUUAAAACUGCUACAAAACCUGAUAAAAAAAUGUGAAUUUGAUAAAAAUUUGAUUUAUAAAGUAAAAGAUUAAAAAUGAUUUAAGUUGACCAUGAGAAUAAUGGACGGGAACCUUCUAAUGGGACGGAGGUAGUACUUUGUAGUACUCCUUUCAUCUCUUAAAACUUUGUCAAGUUUGAUCGACAUGAGGAUUAAUUAGUAAAGUAAAAAAUUGUGUGAUUUAAAUUUGUGCAGAGAAGUGUGAAUAAUUGGAACCACAAUUUUUUUUCACUUAAAGGGGAAAUUGACAAAGUUUUUAGAGUCCGGAAGUAGUUUUUAGAAUGUUUUUAUCUAGAUUUACAAAAGUCGCAAAUUAGAUGAAACUAGACCAAAUUAAAUUUAAACAAGUUAAAUCAUGCCAGACUUAAAAUGAUCAAAUUAGGACAAAUCAGAUUUUAAUAGAUGCGAAAUACACAUCUAUCAGACAAAAAAAAAUUGUCAAUUUAAAACAUACUCCAAAUUUAAACACGUAUAAUAUAUCUAUCACACUACAAAUUUUCGAAAUCAUAAUACUGGCUCCAUAUAUUACGGAGUAUAUUAUAAAAAAUAAUUAACUGAAAUGUUGCCAGUCAAUAAUAAAAAAUGGUAUUGAAGAUUGCUUACUAUUUGUAAAUGUAAAAUAUAUGUAGUACUACGUCGUAUUAUUUAUUACUAUCGUACUUUUUAUGAAAAUUCAUUCGUCUUAGAGUAAAACAUAAACAAAAUGUUCAAGUAGGAGUAAUUUUGUGUUAUUAUCAAAAUAUGAUUUACUAUAGAAAUAAGAUAAUAUAAUUCCUAUUUGACCCUUUGAGGAAUUGUCUCUAUUUUCCAUUCUUAAUUUCGCAUUAGUUAAACAAUUACUUACCACGUAUGAGCUGAAUGUAUCCACUCGAUUGAAUUUAAAAAUGUUGCGCAGUUGAUUAGGAAGUGUUUAUACCGAGUAGCUUAUAGGAGUAUAUCAUUAUCAUACUCCGUAGUACUUAGGGCCUAUUGAGGUGUUUGUAACUGAUUCUGCUUCUUUUUUUAAAGUAGAAGCAGAAUCAGAAUCAGUUUUCAGAAGCUGGUACCCCUCAGCUUCUAAAAAAACUGAUUCUAGGAGUAAAUUAGAGUAUCAGAAUCACUUCUUCAUUUUCACCCAAACACUCCAACUUCUGCUUCUGCUCCAUGAAGGAGCAGAAGCAGUUAAAAAUUAGAUCUAAACACCCCCUAAAUGUGGAAGCAAAACAGCCAAAUAGGUAACCAGUCCAUAAUAUACUAGUAACUGCUAACAGACCCGACCCAAGUUAUGAAUUAUGAUGGGCCGAAUGUAACACUUGGAGGAAAAAUGUACUGCACAUCUUAUGAGGUCGAUACCAUUAAUGUGUAAUUUAAUUUCGAAAAGAAGUUUUCCCUCUUCGAAAUGAUUAUUCUCACUCUUCGUAACUAUUUUAUUUUUUUCAAAAACCUUAUUAUUUUAAGUUUUUUAGUUACCAUCUUAGAUUUUAAAGAUAUUUUUUUCUCUUUUGAAAUAUUUCAGAAUCAAGUAAAUUCUAUGUACCGAGUAAUUUUUUAGUUAUUUGCCCUUUCGAAAUUAUCUGUACAAACUUAUUAAUCCACUUUGCCAAGUAUUUUAUUCUCAAUAAAAACAUAUCCUUUCCUUUCAUUUUAUUCUUUAUUCUAUAAUUUUUUCCCUUAUUGUCUUUUCUGAGUAUUAUAAAUAGUACUCCGUAUUAAAAAUUGGUGUCUCUUACUGCAACACACAACUUAUGAAAAAAUAAACAUUUUCAUAAAAAACGAAUUGUGAAAGUAAACAUUUAUUAAAGAUUAAUUUAGAAAAAUGGCUAUAUAUUUUUGUCUAGUCAAAAUGACAGUAUAUCUUUUUUUUGAAAGAAAAAUGAUACUCCGUAGUAUAUUAUACUCCCUCCGUCCCCUAAAAUUUUGACAAGUUUGACCGACACAUGGAUUAAUAAAGUGAAAACUGUAUGGUUGAGAGUUGUGCAGAGGAGAGAAUUAAUUGGAACCACAAAUUCUUUACUUAAAAGGGAAAGUGACAAAGUUAGUGGGACAUCCAAAAAAGGAAAGUUGACAAAGUUUUAAGGGACGGAGGAAGUAUAAAACGGAACAUGAAGAGUAGUAAAAUAAAAAUCAUAGACAUACUACAAUUAUUAUUAAAAUACUCCCUCCGUCCCAUAAAAUAAGUCUUAUUUUCUUUUUUGGGCCGUCCCAAAAAAUUGUUCCCAUUUCCCUUUUUGGAAAGUUUUGUGUGGCUAACAUUCAUUUACAUUUUUCUUACUCAACCACAACCAUACAUUUCCACUUUAUUCCCACUUUCUUAAACUCCGAUCCAAGUCAAAGUGGGACUAAUUUUCCGGGGCGGAGGGAGUACAACGUAUUAUUCAUUGUUAGCACAAUAUAAAAAAUAAACAUAAUACCUACCAUAAUUGAUUAUCUUUUCAUUUAAUUAUUCCCUUUUCAAAGAAACGCUGUCCAAUCGUAUAUCCCCAAAAAAACAUUCAUUCAUUCAUAAAAAAAUUGUAUUUAGUGGCGUUGACUGGUUAAUUGGGUGUGGAAUUGGGCAUGCACACGUAAUGAGUCAGAAAAUAAUGGGCUAAUAAAUUGAUCCAAACGUGACCCAUCUUCCUGCAGAAAACAGAUAGGUACAACAGUAUGAUCCGGAGACACGUGGACUUUGAAACGAUUCACUCCCGAAUUGAUAACGGGUCAUAUUCCGGAUGCCCCAUAAAGUUCUACUCGGAUCUCUUAUUGUUAUUCAACAAUGCCAUCAUCUUCUUCCCCGUCUCAUCUCCCGAACGAACAGCCGCCGCACAACUCCGGCGCAUUGUCAAUAAAGAGCUCAGAAAUAACAAAAUCUCAUCACCCAAACCACUCCCUUCUUUAAAGCCUCAACCCGUACCCGAGACUGGACCCGAACCUGGACCCAAACCCGAACAGGAACCCGAAAAGUCGAAUCCGCUUAUUGUAAAACACAAACUUACGGGCCCAAUAUUGGUCUGCCGAAAGAGAAGCUCAAUUUCAGGCAACAAAGGUUCAUCUUCUGCUAACAAGCAAGAAAAUGAUAAACCCAGUCACAACCCAAAGACCAGUCCACCUGAAGAGGAAACCCAAGUGAAGAUGAGAUCGAAGGAGAAGGCGGCGACGACCGGUAUUAGGAGCAUGAGAAGUUCAACACCCAAAGGCCGCCCGACCAAUCCUUCUACACAACCUACGAGCACGAAAAAAUCCGGCGGAUCAAAUAAGCUAUCAGAAGAGGAAAAGACUAUUACGGUAGACAAGAAACGGGGCGCCGCCGACUUCCUGAAACGGAUAAAGAAGAACUCGCCGGCAAAGGAAGUGGCGGUCGAUGAAGGUCACGGUAGCAGUAGUAGAAGGGUACAGCUGAAGAGAAAAGCAGGGCCGCCACCAGCGGCGAACAGUCCGUCGAAGAAAACGGUGGGUAGACCAGUAAAGAGAGGGAGAGAAGCGGAGACGGCGGAGAAGCGUGGAAAGGAGGCAAAGGAAGACUCUUCAAAACGGCCCCUGAAACGUUCCAAAAGGUGAAACAACAAUGUGACUGUGGUUCAUUAAAAAGUUACAGUUAUUACGGAGUAUUAAAUUGACAUUCUUUUUCUUAUUCACAUUUAGUUGACAUGCUAGAAGUGCUAAAGUUAUGGCCUGGUUAGAGCUAACUGUUUUGGGAAUGUAUGUACCUCUCUUCUCUUUUACAAUUUCCUAAUGUGGUAAUUUUUUCUACACAAAAAGUGAAGAUUUAACUCUGUUCAGGCAUUGUAAAUGUCUUUUAGAUCAUGUGAAUUUAAAGAAAUUUAGUGAAUUUAAAGCCUG